This is a messenger RNA of Theileria equi strain WA, 2859 nucleotides long. RefSeq lists its product as hypothetical. Gene Ontology annotation, biological process: transcription initiation at RNA polymerase I promoter. Gene Ontology annotation, cellular component: nucleus. NCBI's taxonomy places the organism in Eukaryota, Apicomplexa, Aconoidasida, Piroplasmida, Theileriidae. The coding region runs from base 1 to 2859 and encodes 952 amino acids. The record is from RefSeq and is a predicted model, not a curated record. Gene Ontology annotation, molecular function: RNA polymerase I general transcription initiation factor activity; RNA polymerase I core binding. The transcript has a single exon.
AUGUACAGGAAACUCCAAAGUCUCACAUCAGAUCUUCCGAUAUGUGAAGACAAUCUUUCCUGUUUUGCUGAUUUACUUAUAAAUCAGUUUGUCUGGAAAUGUGUUACCCCCGAAGAAAUAGAAAAGUGUAAAAACAUAGUUUUAGAUUUGGUAACCAUAGAUGGAAAUGCCAUAAAUUAUCUUCUGAAACGUUUUAUAAGCCAAUUUCGUACAGAUAACCGCGAAUAUUUGAAAGUGGAUAUUUGUUCAAGAACAUUUGAAAGUAUUUUUUUAUUGAAAAAACACAUUAGAGACAUUUUGACUGAAAGCCAGGAUGAUAUAAAUUUACAAGGAGAAAAUUAUGAUCUUUUAUUGGAACUGUUGAAAUAUCAUCCCCGUGGAAUUGAACUGCAUAAAAAUGUGGUGUCUAUUUUUCCAUCCACUCAUAGGAAUCCUAAAUUUAACGGAUUGAGGUGCUUCUUCUACCGUAAUAAAGAUGGAUUUUGCGAAUUUUUUAGCUACGCAAGAUGCUCUGAUAAUGUGAAAACUAGAGGUGAAAUAUUUAGGGAACACAUUUGUAACAUUAUAAUUGAAAUCUAUAAGCUAUCCCCCGUAAUAUUGAGUAUAAUCACAGAUUUGCUUGAAACAUACUUCCCUCAUCAUAAUAUUUCCAUUGAACAUCAUGUAUCUUUUACAAAAGCGAUAUUGUAUAUAGCUAGACAUAUAGAACCAGCGCGUCCAAUAUUUUAUCGGUUAAUUAUUAAUAAGCUUACUAUAAUAGACGCUCAGAUUAAACUAGCUAAUCCAAAUUCUGUCGACGUUGAAAAAACUGAAAGUGUGAUAUCCCAGAAAUUAAAAGAGUACUAUAACAAACUCAAUAAAGGUGAUGGUAAUUUUCAGGAAAUUAAUGAAAAACUUAGGAAUCCAAAUUGGUUCAAAGAUAUGUAUGAAAAACUACGGACCGAAGAAGAUACUGAUGACAUGUCUCAAAAAUUGGAUGUUCUUAUGGGCAUAAUGUUUGAGGAACUACAAGUAAUAUUAAAAGCGAAUAUAGACAAACCUGCAUCAUUAACAUCUAGGAGUAUGGAAUCUUCCAGCAACUGCGAUGACAGCUGUAGUAGUGAAAGCGAUUUUGAUGACCUUACCGAUAGAAAUCUCUCUACACCAAGAUCCUGCAAUAUUAAAAAUGAAUUCGUAAAAUCUGAGGUUAAUACAAACAGUUCUAGUUCAAUUAGAGGAGCAAUUUAUAAGUCUAGUAUCAUCAAGGCUGAUUCUGAUGUAAAACAUGUUAAAAAUGAAAUUUUUGAAAAUGGUGCGGAUAUAAGAUCCUGUACAAGUAGUUCUAGUUCCAGUUCUGUUAAAUAUUCAGUUUCUGAUAUCAUAGUUAUUGAACUUAUUGAUACAUUUGAAGAUAUAAUUUUGCCAACUUACAAUUGCAAGUAUGUACAAUUUCUUUAUUUUUUUAUAUUUUCAUUCAACGCACAAUGGUUUAAAACAUUUUUGGAGCGUUUGUUUACAAUAGUAUUCGAUAACAAUCAGCAUGUUGUGAAGAGAAGAACAGCCGCAUCAUAUAUUUCAUCAUUGAUAUGCAGAUCAAAGUAUGUAAACCCUAAAUUUGUUUGCGGUACAGUUAAUUAUUUUUUUGCACUACUUUCUCUCUUUGAUCAUUUAUUGCUAAAAUCUUAUGAUUCCUCUAGUUCUGUGAAAAGUGAUUCGAUAGCAGGAAGCUCAGUUGGCGAUUUAUCUUCUAGGCGCAAAAAUAAGUAUGGAGAUUACGGUGUUAAAUCAUCUUCAAAGCUGAGCUUAUUUUACUCAAUCUUCCAGAAUAUACUCUACAUUUAUUGUUACCAUGCAGAUAUUCUGGCUGUUUCGCCAUCUUGUUUAUCUUUCGUACAAAAUUCUGAGAAGGGCUUAAUCGCUUAUUUAGAUUCUUCACUCUCUCCGUUAAUGUAUUGUAAAGAAUCUAUCAUAACAGAGGCGAUAAAUGCUACCAAAAACUUCCCAAAUCUUACAAAACUGCAUGAUUGCUUGAUGAAUUUUAAGAAGUUAGCUAUUUCAUCAUUGGAAUACGAAGAUAUAAAUUGGCUCUAUUACAGCCCUAUAAAUGCAUUUUUCCCUUUCGACCCUUACCUUUUGCACCAUUCCAGUUACUAUAUUCGUGAUAAGUAUAGGCACAAGUUAGUGAACGAAAGUAGUGACUUGCCUAGGGACUCGGUCAAGUGUGAGGUGGAUAUAAAGAUAAAGAAGGAAAUAGUGGAAUCACCUGUUUGUGAUCAGGGUAAUGAUGUAUAUUCCACAAACAGCACUCAACCGACUGAAUCGUAUCAUGUUCCAACGCAAUCUCUGGUCAAUAAGGUCGUAGAUGCUAUAAAGGAUGAUCGUGAAAUCGUUGGUGAUGAACUGAAAAAUGUUAACAAACAAGUUGAUGAUUCCAUUGGAUUCACAUCGAUUCCAAGAGUAAUUAAGGCACGCUUGGAUCAGGAUAAAAGAGCUUUAGCAACAAAUACAAUAUCGGAAAUCGAAGCGGAUUAUGAUUUUUGGGGCUAUGAUGUAAAACACAACUUUCAAAUUGAUGACCCAAAGAGUUUGAAAAAGACAAAGAGGAAAAGAAUUGGAUCAACUGAAGGCUUUAAAAAGGAAGAACACAUUUUAACAAAUUUUGAAAAUCCAGAUUUAAAUAACAGAACCCAACACAUAAUUUUAGGUAUAGAUCAGUUGGAUGAUUUUGAGCUGUCGCUUUCGAGUUCAAUAUUUUUAAAACCGAGAAAAAAUAAUCGCUCAAGUAUGUUAGACCUACUUACUUCUUCUGCAGCUUACAAGUCUGCAUUUGUGAACUCGGAAAAGGCAAAAAAAAGUAAGAAUAACAGAAACAAAUCUUGA